AUGGUAGUGCUGGAGUCCCCACACUUUACCGCCGAGAACAGUUAUUUAUCUUCAUUGGAAAAGACAGAGAGUGGCCUGGAUGUAAAGAACAAUGACGGUGUGUCUCUUCACUGGUCUUUUUCGCCAUCUGUAGAGGGCUCUGUAGGUAGCCUGGGAUUUGGUGAAGAAGGAUUAACUCAAUCACCAAGCAGCGAAAAGGAUGAUUGUGAUGAGGUGAUCGACACAGCAUCUCAAUGCUUUGAAUGCGGUGUAGUGCAAGAAUCACAAGAAGCGAGAAGUGUCUUUGAUGAAAUACGUGAUUUGCUGAUAUGUACCCCGUUAGAUCAGCAUCCUUUUUUUAACAUGGACAAACAACGGUCACUUGUAGAGAGUGAACGAUCACAGCGUCAAUAUGAGUUCUUUAUUUCCAUGGGACAACGGAACACACUUCCCCUAAAUGAACAAAACAUUUCCAGCAAGUCACUUCUCAACGAGGCACACCGUGUACAUGUAUCUCUUGUUCGUCGCCAUAACAAAACAUGCCAGGAUAAAGGUCUUCCUAUGAAGAAUGAAAAGGAAAUAAACCGUCAGUGGCGAUGCAUUGAGUCGGCUGUUGAGCGAGAUCUAUAUAUGGAGGGCACUGUGUUUGUACAACGUCGUCUGUCGUGUAUGUGUAUCUUUAACCCCGACAGUGAUGAGCGGCCGUAUUGGGACAGCGAGCACACACGUGAACAGCGGCUACAGCGACAGGGCAGAGUCCUCGAACGACUCGCGCAGCAGGCACAGCACGGCCAGGAUCCGUUCUUUCUUCACUGA
Messenger RNA from Trypanosoma theileri, 795 nucleotides. RefSeq lists its product as uncharacterized. The coding region runs from base 1 to 795 and encodes 264 amino acids. Lineage: Eukaryota; Euglenozoa; Kinetoplastea; Trypanosomatida; Trypanosomatidae. The record is from RefSeq and is a predicted model, not a curated record. The transcript has a single exon.